Messenger RNA from Brachypodium distachyon (stiff brome), 1131 nucleotides. RefSeq lists its product as uncharacterized. Bases 128 to 820 code for a protein of 230 amino acids. The record is from RefSeq and is a predicted model, not a curated record. The transcript has a single exon. NCBI's taxonomy places the organism in Eukaryota, Viridiplantae, Streptophyta, Magnoliopsida, Poales, Poaceae.
ACACUUUCGUCUCCACUCAUCCAACCUUCCCAACUCCCAACUCGCAGCAAAGCAAGCAAAACCAAAAGCCCCCCUUGCGAGUGAAACCCUCUUCCCUUCAACCUCUCAUUCUUCCUCCCCUCCGGCAAUGGCGCCGCUGGUGAUCUCCGACGAGAUCCGCGCCAAGGCUGAAAUCUACACCGGCGACGCCGCAGGGCAAGAGAAGACCCGCCUCCUGCUAGCCGAAACAGAGCUCCCCAGCGGCCUCCUGCCCCUCAAGGACAUCAUCGAGUGCGGGUACGUGGAAGAGACGGGCUUCGUGUGGCUGAAGCAGAAGAAGAAGGUGGACCACUACUUCGCGAAGGCCGGCCGCCACGUGUCCUACGCCGCCGACGUCUCCGCCGUCGCCGAGAAGGGCCGGCUCAAGAAGAUCACGGGCGUCAAGGCCAAGGAGAUGUUCAUGUGGGUCAAUCUGUAUGAGAUCUGUGUCGACGAGCCGCCUACGGGCAAGAUUCAUUGUAAGGCUAUUGGGGGGAUUUCACGGAGCUUCCCUGUUGAGGCCUUUGAGGCUGAGGAUGGGGGCAAGGUUGUCGCCACUGGCCGGCUCAUGAAGAAACAGAGCGCUGUUGAGGGAGAAGACAAGAAGGAGGAGGAGGAGGAGAAGGCGGCGGAGAGCACCGUCGAGGAGGAGGAGAAGGCGGCGGAGAGCGCCGUUGAGGAAGAGGACAAGAAGGAGGCGGCGGCGGCGGCGGCGGCGGUGCCGGAGAGCGUCGAGGUCAAGCAGCAGCCGCCGGCGCCGGAGAAGAUGAAGGAGAUGAACGCCGCAGUGCUACAUGCAUGAUUAAUUCGGUUAAUCAGUUACUGCUGCUGCUGCUACGAAUUUGUUUUCGGAAUAAUGCAAUUGCAUUCGCAUGUAUCAAUCAAAUCCCCUUCUAAGCAAAAUCGCAUGUACUAUCAACCAUCAAUCCUCGCAUCUACUCCAGUACCAGCUAGCUGAUCGAUGAUCUCUAAAAGAAUCUACUGUGUAUUUACGUUUUCUGGUUUUAAAUGUCCUCUUAAGGAGAUGGGAUUUAAUGAAGGUCAUGAGAGGCGGGCAUGUGCAGAGAUCGCGACUCGAUCGUACGUGCAACUGCCUUCUCUUUAACUGCUUUA